AGGUAUAGAAGUUGGCUCUUGACAAGCCAAAAGCUGUCGGAUCAUUGAUCAUAAGAGCUCGCAGCACCGAAACUGAUGCCCGCUUCAUAUACUAAACGGACCACAGAGACAGUUUUUUAGGUUUAUUCUGACAAGCAUGAGAAGAACACCGAGUUAAUUUCACUAGGCUAUAACUGCGAUCACUCAAGCUUGUCCUGGAAACUGACAGAAUCAGAACUCGUCUCUAUUUCCAGCUUUGGAGUUACAUCGCAACCCACGAGAUUCACAGAGCAAAGGAACCUUAUGAAGUUAUGGAUUGUGGAGGGACUAUGGCAAUGUAAGAAUUAUUUUUGUGUGUUUUUUUAACGUGGGUGAAACCCAUCAUCGGCUUCAGAGUGAAUCCUCGCAGGUCAUCCGACCCUCACCUGUAUAAGCAACUGUCUUUUUUAUUUAACUGAGUAUUUUCAUAGCUGACCACAAUGUUCCAGCACAAUAAGAAAUGCUUUACGAUUGAAUCUCUCGUGGGCAAAGACAUCAAUUCGACAAGUGCUGCCGCGGAUGAGCCCAUCAGACCCACGGCUCUGAGAUUUUCUGAAUCUAUCCAUCCAUCGCCCUUUGGGAACUGCUUCCAGAACUCAGGCAGAACACUGUACAGCAGCAGCCCGGAGAUGAUGUUCACAGACCCGACCUCUCAUUCCACCAACUCUGGUCUGUCUCUGCGGCAUCUUCAGAUUCCCACACAGCCUUUCUUCAGUCCUCAUCAGAGGGACACAUUGAACUUCUACCCGUGGGUACUGAGGAACAGAUAUCUCGGACAUCGAUUCCAAGGUGAGGACAGUAGCCCAGAAAACCUGCUGCUACACGGGCCCUUCUCCCGCAAGCCCAAGCGCAUCCGUACUGCCUUCUCCCCAUCGCAGUUGCUACGGCUGGAACAUGCCUUUGAGAAGAAUCAUUACGUGGUGGGUGCCGAGCGGAAGCAGCUGGCCAACGGGCUGUGCCUGACAGAAACACAGGUGAAGGUCUGGUUCCAAAACAGAAGAACCAAGCACAAGAGACAGAAACUGGAGGAAGAGUCACCUGAUUCUCCACAGAAAAGAAAAGGCAAUCAGCAUGUGAGUCGCUGGCGAGUAGCCACUCAGCAGGGCAGCCACGAGGACAUAGACGUCAUUUCUGAAGACUGAUAUCAUAGCUGUUAUGUUGGGUCAUAAACCAUCGAUCGUGUUGGUAGAUCUCUUUAACUACUAAAAACACAUUUCUUGAACUUGACUUGUAAACUAAGGAAAUGAGUCAGAACUAUGCAGUCGGCUAACCGUGACUUCUGAUCGUGCACAACAGAACAAUGGACGCCAACUGAUGAACUUCUUUUAAAGACUUGAUUGUAAGACUUCUGUAUGCAAUACACAAGGACCUCUUCAUUUGGAUCUCAUUCCAUCUCAGAGCAAUGAAGACAUUUUUCUACCUUUUUUGAAUUGUCAUCUUGCCAGUUACUAUCAGUCAAAACAUUUCUAUCAUAUUGUAGUGUGUUGGGUGAUACAAAUAAUAGCAAAUAAAAACACCACUAGAUGUUUUUCAGUAUCAGAUUGGUACAGAUUUUCACAGACCACGAUGACUAACAAUGACAGGUCGAUCCAGUAAUUGAAAUAUCACAGGUGGUUAAAAACCUCACAGUCAGAUAGGUUUGUCUUUUUAGAGUAUCACUAGUGCAGUUUAACAUUUAAAAUGGUUCUAUUUAUUCUGAAUGAACAUACUUUUCUAUGCAUUUGAGCUCCAAACCCAAAAUUUUAUUUUGUGAUUUACAUAUGGGUUAAAGCUUACGUCACUGAAGAUUUUCCAUACUGUUUUGUGUGAACAUCAUUUUUUUUCCUUGUUUUUAUGAUUUUGAUAUCACAAUGGCUCAUGAAUAUCAGCGAGCUAGAAAAACUAGAACUAGAGGUAAAAAUAUUUUCUUUAUACAUGACUAAGAAAAGAGAAAAUAACUGCAUUCUAACCUCUAAGACCCAGAAUGGUUUGUAGCACUUCAUAGCAGAUUGUUUGUUUUUGGGGUUUUCUUUAAGGCGGUAAGCACUGUAAUCUCAUCUGUUUGCCUUCAUUUUCA
Triplophysa dalaica is the source of this 2074-nucleotide messenger RNA. RefSeq names its product empty spiracles homeobox 3 (gene emx3). Gene Ontology annotation, biological process: neuron differentiation; brain development; regulation of DNA-templated transcription. The record is from RefSeq and is a predicted model, not a curated record. The coding region runs from base 459 to 1160 and encodes 233 amino acids. The transcript has 3 exons. Gene Ontology annotation, molecular function: DNA binding; DNA-binding transcription factor activity, RNA polymerase II-specific. Lineage: Eukaryota; Metazoa; Chordata; Actinopteri; Cypriniformes; Nemacheilidae.